This is a messenger RNA of Lates calcarifer (barramundi perch), 3085 nucleotides long. Its product is annotated as AN1-type zinc finger protein 3. The record is from RefSeq and is a predicted model, not a curated record. The coding region runs from base 293 to 1051 and encodes 252 amino acids. Lineage: Eukaryota; Metazoa; Chordata; Actinopteri; Centropomidae. Gene Ontology annotation, molecular function: zinc ion binding; DNA binding. The transcript has 6 exons.
GUUUGUCCCUCGCUCCAGCUGAUCGGCCCAGGAUUCCCCGGUGGCUCUGUCCGUCGCUGGCUCUGACGGUUCAAAUGUCUCAACGUCGACUUAAACUGUUUUAAUUUUACGGAGUUAGUGGCCGCUCGUGUCGGCAAAAACGUUCCCCGUCUAGCGAAAGUCUGAAGGAUAAUCUGACCGGGGGCAUUAACUCUGCACUUGUCAAAGCAAGAGGAUCUAAACGCAAAUACGAGGCCCUCACUCCAUCCCCGGAUUCACCUGCUACGCGAAGAGCCUCACACGGAAGACCGACAUGGGUGACACGGGGAGCGAGGGCAGCAAGCCUCCGAGUAACGUCAACGUUAUACCUCCGCGCUGCCCCUGUGGUUUCUGGGGGUCGAGCAAAACUAUGAAUCUAUGCUCAAAAUGUUUUGCAGACAUUCAGAAGAAACAGCCAGACAAUGAUUGUGCUUCAAAGACCCCCUCAAGUUCCAGCAGCAGCCAAGCAGACAUCUUCUGUAAUGAAACAAACAGCAGCAUUAGUCAGUCACUGAUGUCAAUGCCCAAUGCAUCAGAGGACCCCUCACCAGAGGAGACAGGAGUGACAUCUCUACCUGCUCGGGAUGAGGUAUCCAGCACAGACACAGUCUUCAGUUCACUCUCCACUCCCACAAAACGCUCCUUUGAGUCAGCCUCUGAGUCAGAGAGCGAUGUUUCACCCGAGAAGCGAGCAAGAGUGGGUGUGGUGCCAGAGAGCGAGGAGUCCUCAUCAUCGUCGUCAUCUUUGUCUGCAUCAUCGUCAUCAUCAUCGCCAUCCUCGUCUCGCAGCGGCUCCAAACAGCGGAGCCGUAAACGUUGCCAUCGCUGCCAAACCAAACUGGAGCUGGUACAGCAAGAGCUGGGUUCCUGUCGCUGUGGUUACGUCUUCUGUAUGCUCCAUCGGCUCCCAGAGCAGCAUGAGUGUCUGUUCGACCACCUGGGCCGCGGCCGUCAGGAGGCCGUCCUAAAGAUGGUCAAGCUCGACCGCAAGGUGGGCCGCUCAUGCCAGCGCAUCGGGGAGGAGUGCUCCUGAAGAACCUCGGUGUUCAGACGGUGUCUUAGCACUAACAGGGAUUUGAUUUUUUUUCCCCCUUUCGUCUCAUUUUGUUUAUCAAGAUUUCUGCUGGUUUUUUUUUUUUUUUUUGGGGAUACAAACCUUCACCUUUUUUUCGCUUUAAAUUAUGCUUGCUCUUUUUAAAUCCCACUGUUACUCAUAUCCCGAUUUCUGUUUUGAGCUUCUGUUUGCUUAAUCAUAUCCCUGCUGCUAAGAUGCCUUUUGGAAAAAUCCGCACCCAGGAAUGAAAGAACAGUUAAGAGCAAAGGAAAUACAUACAGUUUGUUCACAUUUUUUGCAAGCUCCCGUCUACACAAGUGAGUGGAGUAAGAACGAAUAAAAGGAUGAAGAGAAGAAACACAAAUGUUUGUCCUGGAAGCCAGUUUAAGACUAUACUCUUUACCUCAAAAAAGAAAAAAAAAAAAACAGCAACAACAACAAAGAAUGAUGACAAGGAGGAAGAGGAAGGGAUGGUUACCCUUUGUGUACACUUUUGCUUUGGCACUGUUUAUAGACUGUGUUCUUUACCUCAAAAUCAGACAGAGCUGCUUUCUACUCUGCGCCAAGCAUGGACUUUAUGAAGCAAACCGAGCUAGCCAGCCUCCGUUUAAGUCAGUGUCUUACCCCUCUGGCCUUCCACCACUUUUAAUCCCAAACAUUUAGAAACACAAACACCUGUUAAUUAUCCAGUUCAGGAUAUCUAAUCCCAAUCUUCACCCCUUCCUCAUGCCACUUUUUUCUCUUUUCCACUCCAGGACACUUUUUACUCCUUUGUUCUGACAUCUCUAUGAAGGUGUUUCUGACACUGUGGACGGUAAAACUGGGGUGAUACUAUAAAUCCAAAUCCAGAAGUUGCAGUGUGAGCCGGACUCAAAACGCACACACUGAUGACGGGGGAAAACAGUUAGCUGGUCGUCCUCGGAUUGCGCACAGAUCUGUCUUCAAUGUUGGGAUAUGAUUGAUCAGGACUUUGUUGAGGAUUUUCUCUGUCUUCCUCUUUUUGUCUCAACCUUUAUCUCCUUAGUCUCCACAACCCUUCCAUGAAGACAUUUCCUCCUCACCCCCUUCGUCUUUUUCUGCAACAUGUGGAUUACGUGUGCAGGAUGUGUACAAAUUUCAGGAGGACUAAAUUCACAGGACAUGACUGACAUUGAGGUGUGCUUAUGGUUUAUCAGUGGACCUGCACUGUACACAUCCUCACAUCAGCGUACUGAUACACACGCUGACACUUUUAUGUUGUUUAUCUGCUCAGCUGUUGAUCACCAUGGGCACUAACUGGCAAAAUCAAAGGUUGCUGUACUCCCUGAGUUUGGACUGGAGCAGAAAUUGGCAGCGCAUCACUCAGAGGUUCCUUUUGGGGACUGUGAUGACUGUAAUAAUAAUGUCUUAGGCCUUCAAUUCAAUUAUCCAAUUUGUUUAUGGUCACUGGCUUUGAAACAAGACCUCAUAUUUUUUUCUUUUUCUUUAUUCUUCUUCCCCUCAGUACUUCAAUGUCCCUAUUUCCUUCCUAUGCCCCGUGUUUUGAUUUCCUACUAGGCACGAUGAGCUCACAUGCAUCCUCCUCCUCUUGCCUUUGACUUUCCUUUGCUCAUCUUUCCCUGUAUUGAUUGCUCUAUUUUUCCUCAUUUUACCCUCUUCUUGUCUCCCCUCCUCCUCCUUUCUUGUUUUGCUGUGAUGGGGGAAAGAGAGCUCGGGUGAGCAGAAUGCUGAGAAGUUAAAAUCAGCAAAUAAUUACUGUCAAAACGUUUUCCUGGUGGACUGUGGAAGGAAUGAACAGAAAAUGCAUAAUGAAUGAAUAUUCUGUAUCUUAAAGAAAACCUUAUUUAACCCCUUUUUUGCAUUUCACAUUUAGUUACACUUUAGUGUAGAGCUGCAUUUUUUUUGGUUGUAAUGUGGUUAAAAAAUGGGAAGAUGAACGUGGAAAAUUCUGUAUUUUUGUUUUCAUUGCUUUACCUUUUGCUUCCCUUUCCAACUUUUUCUUUUACUGAGAAAGAAUAAACUGGUGUGGACAUC